Molecule: messenger RNA, 759 nt
Organism: Lolium perenne
Lineage: Eukaryota; Viridiplantae; Streptophyta; Magnoliopsida; Poales; Poaceae
Source: RefSeq, a predicted model, not a curated record
GCCGUCAUGCUCUGGUCGCUGCAAGAGCGCCGCCGUCCUCCUCUCGUUUCCGUCCGCCUCGGCCACCUCUGGUUUCCGCCAUCGAUGGUUCAUAAAGAUGAGCUCCUCUUCCUUCACAUGAUCUGCAGCGCAACUUUAUUGCAAGCAGGCGCCAAGCACGCUCGCCAUGACCUCCCGGACGUCGCCGACGUACGUGCCCUCGUCUCCAUCUUCAAACGUCUUCGACCGCCGCCUCGCAUGAGCUCGCCUCCCUGCAGCGACCACACCUCCGCAUCCCUUCAACGCGUCUGCGUUGCCAAGCCCUGCGAGUCUACGACCGCCAGCAUCCAGGCCACGCGACGGCCAAGCGCGCCACGCCAACGACGCCUCGUCCGCCUCGCAAGCCGUCAUGCAUGCAUCUCCGUCCGCGUCGAGCAGCUUGGCCCGUACCUCACCGGCUCCAGCUCGUCGCCAACAGCGCCGCGUGCCUGAAUCCCUGCAUCUCGUGCACGGGCACGGCCAAGCUCCAGGCUUGGAAGCCGUCAAACAGCAGCACGUCUCUCUGCCCAUGUUUAACAACGGGAGAUGCUGAGCUCUUUUUGCUACAGGCACAAGCCAACCUUGUCCCUUGUUUUAAUCAUCUCGCUGACAUGUGGACCCCUGGCCCUUUGUUCCUUGUCUCUGCCUAGGAUUUCCUUGGGUGAGAAACACCAGCGUCACGCAGUCCAGUUUCCAGUCAGCAUCUUCAGGUCCCACCAUCAGCCGAUGUGGCUAGCUCUC